AUGGAGAAAGUGUCAGCGGUCUGGAGAGAAGAUCAAACCGGCCACAACAUUCCCGUAAGCCACGACCUCAUGCAGGGCAAGGGCCCCAAAGUUCUUCAGUUCUGUGCAGGGUGUGAAUUUCUAUGGCUCCUCAAGAUUUCGGCGUUUCUCUUAGGCCUUGGCACUAUUGGGUUUCUGUGCGUAAGCGUGGGGCUAAGUAGGCUCCCGCCAGAGCUCCCUCCUUCUGCUGUGGCUGACCAGCCGCCGAAGCUUCUACCUGAGGAACGUUUCCAGAACCUCUUUACCUACGAUGGAAUCUGGCUGUUCCCGAGAAACCAGUGCAAAUGUGAAGCCCCCAAAGGGCAGGGAGGCUAUAACUUCCAGGAUGCCUAUGGCCAGAGUGAACUCCCUGCGGUGAAAGCGAGGAGGCGGGCUGAAUUCGAACACUUCCAGAGGAGAGAAGGGUUGCCCCGUUCACCGCCGCUGCUGGCUCAGCCCAACCUCCCUUUUGGGUACCCGGUCCAUGGGGUAGAGGUGAUGCCCCUGCACACGGUUCCCCUCCCAGGCCUUCAGUUUGAAGGACAAGACGCCCCCUUCUUUAAGGUCACGCUGACAGCGUCUCUGGGGAUCCUGAACACCCUUGCUGACGUCCCGGACAGUGUGGUGCAGGGCAGAGGCCAGAAGCAGCUGACCGUUUCGACCAGUAACCGGCAGCUUUUGAAUUUCGUCCUCCAGCACCUGACAUACACCAGCACAGUGUAUCAGCACCCCAGGGUGGAUGUGGUGAGUCUGGAGUCCAAGUCCUCAGUCGCCAGAUUUCCAGUGACCAUCCGCCAUCCUGUCAUGCCCAGGUUGUAUGACCCUGGACCAGAGAGGAAGCUCAGAGACCUGGUGACCAUCGCCACCAAAACUUUCCUCCGUCCCCACAAGCUCAUGACCAUGCUCCGGAGCGUUCGGGAGUUCUACCCAGACUUGACCGUGAUCGUGGCCGAUGACAGCAAGGAGCCCCUGAAGAUUAACGACGACCAUGUGGAGUAUUACACCAUGCCCUUUGGGAAGGGCUGGUUCGCCGGUAGGAACCUGGCCAUCUCUCAGGUCACCACCAAAUACGUUCUCUGGGUGGAUGAUGAUUUUCUCUUCAACGACAAGACCAAGAUUGAGGUGCUGGUGGAUGUCCUAGAGAAAACGGAACUGGACGUGGUAGGUGGCAGUGUGCUCGGGAACGUGUUCCAGUUUAAGCUGUUGCUGGAGCGGAGUCAGAAUGGGGACUGUCUUCACCGGAGGCCAGGCUCUUUCGGACCCCUGGAUGGCUUCCCCCGCUGUGUGGUGACCAGCGGCGUGGUCAACUUCUUCCUGGCCCACACAGAGCGACUCCAGAGAGUUGGCUUCGACCCCCGCCUGCGGCGAGUGGCUCACUCAGAGUUCUUUAUUGAUGGGCUCGGGAGCUUGCUUGUGGGGUCGUGCCCAGAAGUGAUCAUAGGUCACCAGGCCCGUUCUCCAGUGGCGGACCUGGAGAAGAUGUACAGCACGUUCCGGACCAACACCCGCGACCAGAUCCAGUUCAAGCUGGCUCUCCAUUACUUCAAGAACCAUCUCCAGUGCUCCACAUAA
Molecule: messenger RNA, 1590 nt
Organism: Prionailurus viverrinus (fishing cat)
Lineage: Eukaryota; Metazoa; Chordata; Mammalia; Carnivora; Felidae
Gene: B4GALNT2
Product: beta-1,4-N-acetyl-galactosaminyltransferase 2
Exons: 11
Coding region: 1-1590 (529 amino acids)
Biological process (GO): UDP-N-acetylgalactosamine metabolic process; UDP-N-acetylglucosamine metabolic process
Cellular component (GO): Golgi membrane
Molecular function (GO): hexosyltransferase activity
Source: RefSeq, a predicted model, not a curated record